Molecule: messenger RNA, 12880 nt
Organism: Onychostoma macrolepis
Lineage: Eukaryota; Metazoa; Chordata; Actinopteri; Cypriniformes; Cyprinidae
Gene: tnrc18
Product: trinucleotide repeat containing 18
Molecular function (GO): chromatin binding
Source: RefSeq, a predicted model, not a curated record
UUGUUUCAUUGCAGAAGAGUUUACCGAGAGCUACAGUGGUUUGAGCACAGGGCCUUCCCCCCGUAUGUGCUUUCGCUCUGCGUAGCUACGGAUGGUUUGUAAAUGGAGUCUAAGAAAUUUUCCACCACACGUCUCACGGAUUUUGCGAAGAAACUGGAUUUUAUAAACUGAGUCGCCAUUUCAAGUCGGCAGAAUGCCGGAUAAGGACACUGAUUUGCCUAGGAAUCUAGGGACAUUAUAGCCAUUAAGACUGGCUUAUUCGGAUUUACCCGAUCGGACUGUUUCUUUGAUCAAGUUGGGUCAUUGUGGAUGAUGGAUGGCCGAGACUUCGGACCCCCCAGAUCUGUUCACGUACCGCCGCCCCUUCUCUCGGGGCUGCCCAUGGAGUCACACCGGCUCGGCGCGGCGGCUGCGGCCGGCAGAAUGCCACCGUCUCCCGGUCAUCUGGGCGCGGGGCACCCGGCGGCUCUACACACUGGAAAAUUUCUUUCAUCGGCCAUGAACCUACAUUCUCACCACAGUGAUGCCUUCCCAGGUGCCUCUAGCCCAUUCCUCGGCGGAUACGUCAGCGCCUCCAGUGCUCACGGGUCGUCAGAUCCGGCCUUCCGAGCCCCAAACCCAGCCAGCCUGCAAAUGGCCCAGCUCUGGGCCUCUCACCCUCAUGAAGGUUUUCCUCAUUUGCCAAGCAGUUUGUACCCCAGCCCUUACAUUCCCUUGGGCCACCUUGAGCAUCCACAGCUCAGCCAACAUGCACUCUUUGACUCACAAAAAGAGGGGUUUUACCUGCCAGGUUCAGUGCACUCCCAGUCUGCAAUGGCCAGGAGCCCAGUGGCUCACAUGCCCGGCUCAUUCUCCAGGGAAAAGGAGGCCCUGCCUCCUCACAAAAGCUGUAAAGACUCAAGUAGGGAUCUGGGAAAAGAGAAGCCCUGUAAGAGUGACCUCGGCCACUCCCUCCCAAGGAAGGAACGAGAAAGGCCAAAAGAGGAGUCACGGCCCCACAGUGUGGUGGACCUCACCUUGGAUGUCAAGGCGGAAGACGAGCGUAGAGUAAACAACUCGGAGAGGUCUGCGAAAACUGCUGCGCACGCUCGUCCUUUCUCUCGACAGCACUCGCCUGCUCUGAGCACUACGGACACUAAACCCAAACAAUCUCACCAGAGUUUACUUGGCAACUGCGGGACGAGCAGCAGCACGCCAACCCGACACCCGAGUACGGAACAUGACAGGAGGGACAGGGACCGGGAUGACGAAAACAGCCGACUGGGGGGCCACCUUUCCUGCGACAAGCAGAAAAGAAGCGAUUCGGUUGCUACAUCAGCUGGCACUCUGCAUGUGUCCUAUGCCAGUCCCUCUUCCUUGCAGCCCAACCCAUCCCAUCUCCCGCCCAGGCUGGUGUCCUCUGGCACCUACCCUCCCCCUCACCACAUGCCACCCAGCAUGUACCCGCUCUACUCUACAGCAAAAGAGCCAGGCAAAGAACACAGAGUGAUAGCUCCUACUUAUGUGCCUUCUGUCGAGGUUUACGACGAGCGAAAAGGGCCAAUUCAAAUUGCCUCCCAAGCUCGAGAUAAUAAAAAUGACAAGAGCAGGGAGAGGGACUCGCACAGAUCAGCCCUGCAGGUGGGGAAUGAGAGAACGCAUAUGGACCAUGGUCGGUCCUCCGUUAGGAGCGAGUCUCCCCCUCAUGGAGACGUUAAGAAAGACAUUUUACGAGAGGAAGGCUCGAUAAUUAGGUCAAAUGGUUUGGCCAUGAAAAAGCCCUUGCAUUUGGAAAUGUGCGCACACAAAUCUGGAAACAACCCAGAUGCCAGGGACUUAUCCAACACUACAUCAAAACACAUGAUCAAAACCGGACUUGAGUCCGAAUCCCGCAGCCAAGAGCGGGAUAGGGUUCAAAGGUCCGCUCAUCCGUUUUCUGGAAUGGAUCCAGCUACGCUCCAUUCGGAACAGCAUCCGUUGAGGGCCUUGGGUUCCGCCGAACCCAAGUGGAAGCCUUUCGAGAUGGGCAAUUAUGCUACCAGUCACAUUGCUGCAUUGGCGGCCCAACACACCCAUGGCACUCGAGGUGAAGAAGAGGGCAAGCGAAUGUACUUGGAUACUACUGGCUUACAUAGACCAGUAGGCAGCGGAGGAAGUCCCAAGGGCCACGGGGAGGUUUCGGCCAUGCAGAGCCUCAUCAAGUACAGUGGCAACUUUUCCAGCGAGUCUGGCUCCAGGCACGGAUCUGAUAGCCGUAGUUCGUUUGGAGGACUGGGCAGCAUGAAACUGGAGGCUGGUUAUCCCGGAGUGUCCAGAGUUCAGCACCUUCCGCCCCAGCAGUCUGGAAAGCAGUUGAAGAAGGAACCCGAGAGACCUGAGAGCGUUAAAUCCUUUGGCAGAGAAGGAAGCUCUUCUCAGGGGGAAGCCGAGGUUCGUCAUCCACCGGUAGGCAUUGCGGUGGCUGUUGCCCGCCAGAGGGACAACAGCAGCAAACCCAGCUCGGUAUCGGACAGGGACAGGUCGAUUCUUGGAGGAGCCAUCAAAGGUCCAAUCCACACAGAGGAAGAGCGAGGAAACGAGAGGACACGUCAUGGGGACGAGCGCCUGCUGUCGGGACGUGUGGAGCGUGAGCAGGAGAAAGUGUUAAGAGAGAAUAAAGAGUUGGCAGACUACACCCAGUUGCAUCCACCUAUGGUGCCUGCUAGCGGACUGAACCCCAACCUGAUGGUGACUGGUGGACCGACUCUGGCUGGUGCGGGCCGCUGGCCUGCUGACCCUGCCUCCCACCUGGCGUCCCACCCAUGGCUGACCCGCCCAGGAGCCCCCACCAUGUGGCUGUCUGGUUCUCCAUAUGGUCUGGGUCCCCCUUCCCUUCAUCAGGCGCUGCCUCCAGGAUAUCCUCCUGCCUUGACAGGCUCCAUCCCCCCACCUUACCAGUUUGCCCGAGAUCCACAAACCGGGCAGGUGGUUGUUAUUCCGACAGAGCAUCUGCCACACUAUGCUGAGAUGUUAGAGCGAGGCCCCCCGCUGUGGUCGGCCAUGUACCCGCCGGCAGGAAGCACUCUGCAGCAUGCCCAUCAGCUCCAGCUCCUCUCCCACCAGCAGCUCCUGCGCCAACAGGAGCUCUACAUGAUCCAGCACCAGACCGCACAGGUCAUGGAGCUGCAGAGGAACGCACAGUUAGUGGAGAGGUUAAAUGCAAGUCAAACGAGGACAGAUUUGGAGGAAAAGCCAGAGAAGAGAGGAGUCGAAGGGGCCAAAUCCAGUCUCGCAGGCAUCCCCACUCCAGCCCUGCACUCACGCAAGCCUCCCCCACGCUCCCCGACCCCCUCCACCUCGUACAGCAAAGCCCUGACGCCACAGCCCGUCCCACCGCUGCCUUCACCUGUCACUGCACUGAAGUCUGAGGACAGACCCAAAGUGGAGAAGUCCCUUCCUCAACAGCCCUACUCCCAUCCGUCGUCUCCUGUUCUUCACUCAGUCAGCCCUGCUUCAGCAUCGCCCUCUCCUACCUCCCCCAUCCAGACCAAAGAGGAGUCUGUGGAAGUGCCUGAGAAAGAACCACUCAGUCUACAGAAGCAACCUUCUGCUCCCUUCCCAUCCAUGUACCGUGAAAUUCCUCCCGGCUACCCGUACCAAUCGAUAACGGCACCUUUCGGCAGCCAUUACCCCUACCUCCUCCAGCCGGCUGCUGCCGCAGAUGCUGACGGCCUGGCGCCAGAUGUGCCGUUGCCGGCUGAGACCUCCGAGCACUUGGCGACCGCCGCAGAUGUCAAACCCCAGCACUUGUGUUCUCCAGUGGUUGUGGAGCCACUUCAGGCAUCCAGAGAGCCAGAGUCCAUGGAGGAGGGCGGCACGGUGUUCAAAAAAGAGCCAAACCUGGAAGACAACAAAGACGUCCUGAGCCAGAACAGCUCGAGGCUUGCACCCAUCACCACUCAAAACUCUAGCACCCCCACAGAGGCUGAAGCUCACCCUAGAGGCAAAGCCACACCAUCGCCAGAGGAGGAAUCAGAUGAGGAAGAUAGGGAGGCUGUCAAAAUCGAAACUGCCUCCUCAAGCCAUUCAGGGCUAUACGAAACAUCUAGGCUGGACUCUGAGAGAACCACCAGAGCAGAAACUGCAGAGGCCUCGAUUAGUCUGGUAGACCAAGUCUACAAAACCUCAUCUAGUUACACGGAUGCACACCAUGUGGUUUGUGACAUCCAACCAGCAAAACCGCCCUUAGAUCUCUCUGAUAGCCUGAACCCAGUAGACCUCAGAGAUCCUGUCCCGGAUGCUCCACACCUGGAGUCCAAACUUGACAAUCCUUUCCUGCCUAACAGCAGCCCUCCUCACCUUCAGCCCUCUUCCGCACCGGUGGCCAUCCUGCCUGAAGACCCCAUGGCAGGCAUGUUUGCUCUGGUCACAGCCAGUGAACUUCCGCAGGCCGGAGCGGUGUCCAUCCUGGCAGAUGCGUGUAGCUCUAGAUCUGAGCUCUGCGCGGGUGUCAGUCCCCUAGAGUCCACUGCUCUGGAAGGCAUGGCCCUACUCAGCCAGAUGGCAGAGCUGGAGCUGGAGAUGCAGAGGCAACCCAGAGAUGACACACAGGCUGUAAUGCUCUGUGGACUGGAGAGUCUGCUGGAAGCUGGCAGGCAGGUCCUCCUGGAGGCCAUCGAGUGUCAACCUCAGGUUAUCAUCCGCCUCCCCCGAGAGCUCAACCCUAAUAAGAAAUACAGCUGGAGACAGAAGAAAGAUGAAACUAUGUUCUCCAAAUCCUCUUUGGAGGGAAUGGACACCGUAGAAGUGGACUACCGUGUGAGACUCACUGAGCUUCAGCAACGUUACAAAGAAAAGCAACGAGAGCUAGUCAAACUGCAGAGGCGGAGAGACAAAGAAGAUAAACGUCAGCAACAACAACAGCAGCAGCAACAACAACACAUCCAGCAGCAGGAGAGGAACAGAAGUUUAGCCCGCAGGGGCCCGGGACGUCCCCGAAAGAGGAAACAUGGCCUAUGCGCACUGUCUCCACCCUCCAGCAAGCUGGAUUCGAAGUCUGCAAAGUUGGGCAGAAGCGUGCUUUACUCCGAGGACUCAGAGAGCGGGGAGGUGCUGAGGAAGCGCUUUCGGGCCUCUAACCGAGAUGAGGAGGAGGAGGAGGAAGAGAGUGCGUUGAGAUUGAAGAAGAAAAAAAAGAGCUGGAGCGAGCAGGAGGCAUCUUCAAGCUUCUCUCAUGAGGCAUCUAAAAUGGCUGUGAAGAAGAGCCGAGUGAGCGAGCAGGAGCAGUUGGCAUCCAAACUCGACAAGGCCUUGUCCCUCACUAAGCUCAGUAAACUCAGCAAGCCCUCUUGUAAGUUCAUAGACGGUUCCUUAGGGAAGUCCAGGGCUAGUUCUGGAAGCAGAGUCCCCAUGCUCACCGAUAUAGACAUGAGAGUCAAUAUGGGAAAAUCCAGCCUGUCGAAAGAUCUCAGCAUCUUUCACAAGUCUUCCAAAGGAGGUAAAAGCAAAAUGGCAGCCAAAACGAAGCCUUCAGAUCCAUGCCUUAAGGGAAAAGGCCAGCGGAAAGCACCUUAUUCUCCAAUGAGGUCAGAAAUCAGCAGCUAUUCUAACAACACAGAUUCAGAAGAGGACGAUUCCCUGAAGGAUGGCUGGCCUCCCAGCUCCAUGUUGGGAAGAACAGGGUCACGUCCACAGCUCCCCGGCCUGUGCAGCACUCCAUCCAAGAAAAAGCGCUCAUCGUCCAAGAGAGCCUCUUCAUCUUUGUCUUCAUCACUCAAGUCCAAGCAGGCGGCCAAAGAGAGGAAACAUAAGCACUUUGCUUUAUUGCUACAGGAGGCAGGAGUCAGCUCCUCUGAGGACUCAUUUGACCAAGAGUAUUUUACCGAACGGGAUGAUUAUGAGGAUGAUGACGAGGAUGAAGAUGGGUAUGAUUACGAGCUUGAUGAAAGCGAUGGCCUGUGUUCGUCAUCCAUAGAAGAAAGCGGACUGGGUCUUCUGGCCCGCUUCGCCGCCAGCGCUAUCCCGAGCCCCAUUGUCACCAAUCCGCUCUCCAUUGUCCAACUGGAGGCUAAACAGAAAGCCAAGAAAAAAGAGGAACGGCAGAGUCUUCUGGGUACAGAGUUCGAGUUUACGGAUUCUGAGAGCGAUGUUAAGAUGAGAAAGAAGUUUCCGUCGCUGUUGCACGGCAAACGGUCGGCUCCUGAGCUCCCGCUCUUGCCGCCCGCGAGCGUCAUGCGUGACGACUCCAGCCCCAGCAAGCGUGGACGCAAACCCAAGAAACCCAAGUCUCCCCAGGAGUUCAGUUUCGACCUUACCGCUGACGGGAGCGAAGACGAACAGUGGACGCGACGGAGAAGCGAACGCAUCUUCCUCCACGAUGCAGCCCAAGCCAACCCCAUCUCCCCGUCCAGCAAAACUCCUCUUCCGCUUACUCCCAAACCCGCCCGUGGCCCCAAAGUCCCACAGAGCCCUAAGGAGCUGGCCAAAGGCAAGGAAGCGAAAGACCCCAACAAGAAGAAGAGGGUUAAGGAGACCCCCCUGUGUCUGCCCCCACCCCAGCUCUCCAGCACUCCCUCGGAUGGCACCGGAGCUCUCCCUGUCAGCCCAGGGCGCAAGAGCAAAGUGAAGCCCAAAGCCAGAGAGGAAUUGGGGCAAAAUGUGCUUGAAUUCCCCCAGCAGGCUCGAGGGAAGGGCGGUGCUGUCAGCAAACUGAUGGAAAGUAUGGCUGCUGAUGAGGACUUUGAGCCCAACCAGGACAGCAGCUUCUCCGAGGAUGAGAAUCCCCCUGUGAGCGCUCAGCCCGAAAGACCCUGCACCCCCGCCCCUCGGAACUGUGUCAUUAACAAAGAUGAACUGCAGGAUGGAUUACGGGUCCUCAUCCCUAUGGAUGACAAACUCCUGUAUGCCGGCCAUGUCAGCACAGUUCACUCUCCUGAUAUAUACAGCGUGGUGGUGGAGGGCGAGAGGGGGAACAGGCCACACAUCUACUGCCUGGAGCAGCUGCUACAGGAGGCGAUUAUUGAUGUGAAACCCCCCUCCGUUAGAUACCUUCCCCAGGGGACCCGGAUUGCAGCCUACUGGAGCCAGCAGUACCGUUGCCUCUACCCUGGCACGGUCGUCAGAGGGAGCCCAGACAUGGAAGACGUGGACGAUUUGAUUACAGUGGAGUUUGACGAUGGAGACACUGGCCGAAUCCCGCUCUCUCAUAUUAGGCUGCUGCCGGCGGACUACAAGAUUCAGUGUGCAGAACCGUCCCCUGCGCUCCUCGUGGCCAGCACCAAAAGGCGAGGGAGGAAGUGCAGUAAGGAUGUACCUGAUGGCAAAGAGACACCACCCAAAAACACAGAGGAGUCAGCUCCGAAAAGCAGGGGCAGAGGAAGAAAACCCAAACCCAAGCCAGAGCCUGAAGUCGCUCCAAAGGAGCAUGAAAAGCCUGACACACCAACCCCAACGCAGGUCCCCGAGAGGCCCCUGUCCGGCCAGAAAAGCGGCCCACGGCCAGGUAGAAAAAUUAAACAAGUCGGCACAGCCAACCCCUCCAUCCCCGUAUCUAAUGAAAGCCAGAAGAAAACCACAGGUAUCAAGCCCCCAGCCAAAGUGCGUUCCCAGCUCCAGUCUGUCUACUCGCCGCCGCUCUAUGGAAAAGUUCUGUCUGUGGAUCUCUAUAAUGAGCCUUCCACUUCUCUGGCCUCCUUUAUAUCCAACAAUGAGACUGCGAGUCCCGCGGGGAAAGGAAAACCGGUCAAACGCUUGCGAAAGCCUGAGGAGGAGGCAUCUGGGUUUGGUGUGAAAACGCAACGCAAGCAACCGCAGACUGAGAUCCUUAUCAAACUGGACCAUGAGGGGGUCAUGUCACCCAAAACCAAGAAGACCAAAGCCCUCAUGAUGAUGGAGGGCCAAAACCUCUCCAAAAGAGAGAAUAAGUCUGUCAUGGGUGUCAGCUACACUACAAUAUCCACUGCAGACAAGACACUUAAAGCUAAAAACAAGCCGAGUGAGGCAGACCCGCCUACUACAGAGAGCGUGUCCACCUACAGUGUUCGUAAGCUUGGCAGUGGAAGCGAGGGCCUGAUGAAGGUGAGCAAAUCAGGGGAGAAGGACAAGAAAGAACUGGAGUGUCCCAACUGCAGUAGCAGCAGCAGCAGCAGCUCGGAGUCUGAGGGAGAAGAGGAGCGAAGGGCCUCGCAGGAAAAGAAGCCCAAACAAGACUCGACCAGCUCCAACAGCUCGCGGGCAUCAAGUCCCACCUCUUCCAGCUCAUCCACAAGCAGUUCUUCAUCCUCAGCUGGUUCUCACUCCUCCUCCUCCUCCUCAUCGUCCUCCACCACCAGUGAUGAAGAAUCCUCCUGUAGCUCAGAUGAAGAAGCCGUUGCUGUUUCUCAGUCAUCCCCAGCCGCAGAGCAUGUACCACCUCAAGAGGAGGAAGACGAGAAGGCCAAGUCAAAAACGGGGCCUGCUGCCAACAUCCAUAAGCUCCAGAAGCAGCAGGCGUCUGCUACACAGCAGCAGAAGCCCCAGAAACAACAGAAGGUGAAGCAGGGAGUAGGUCGCCCCAAAAGACGAGAGGGAAUCCACCUCCCAACUACUAAGGAGCUGGCAAAAAGACAGAGGCUACCCUCCGUCGAGAACAGGCCCAAGAUCUCCGCUUUCCUUCCUGCCAGACAGCUGUGGAAGUGGUUUGGAAAGCCUACUCAGAGGCGGGGAAUGAAAGGGAAGGCAAAGAAGCUUUUCUACAAAGCCAUAAUGCGUGGGAAGGAAAUGAUCCGUAUUGGAGACUGUGCCGUGUUCCUGUCUGCUGGCCGACCCAACCUCCCCUUCAUUGGACACAUCCAGAGCAUGUGGGAGUCCUGGGGAAACAACAUGGUGGUCCGUGUCAAAUGGUUCUAUCAUCCUGAGGAAACCAACCCUGGAAAGAAACUUCAUGACAAAAAGAACUGGGAUCAAAUGUCUGGCCAAAGUCUUCCUGCUGUUCUGCAGACUUCCAACCAGAGAAAAGACUUCAUGGAGCGGGCCCUCUACCAGUCCUCUCACAUCGAUGAGAAUGACGUCCAGACCAUUUCUCAUAAAUGUCUGGUGGUCAGCCUUGAGCAAUAUGAGCAGAUGAUUAAAACUAAGAAGUACCAAGACAGCGAAGACCUCUACUACCUGGCUGGCACGUAUGAACCCACCACUGGAAUGAUAUUCAACACAGAUGGGGUUCCUGUAAUCUGCUGAGGAUCAGCAAAUGAGAUGCGUGGAACCAAACGAAUGAGACACAAGGGCUAGACAGAUGUGUUGGCUUCACCCAAAGCCCGACUAAUCAGACGAGUACAGAAAAUGUCCCGACAAAGACACAAGCAUCCGUUGAGAUCAGAGACCACUUCAUCAGAUGCCCAUCAUUACAAACACGAUGGUGACGGUAUUGUCAAAUCAACGCAAGUGUUUGGUCUUCUAAUGGAGUACUUUGCUUCAUGAUUGCAGUGGACAAAUGAUGUUCUCGGGAAUCUUCAGUUGAAGAGUAAAACGUGGCAAAGAAAGUGAAAGCGCGUCAAAAAUGUCUGGAAGGUCAACUGCAUCUGCACCGCUGAGCCCUGUUUGCCUCAGCCAUCACCGGUGCAGCUGGAAUGGAGGUGACACCACUUCUGCAGGACUCAUUCUCCGGGUGAGAAGGCCUGCUUGGAACCAGCUUCUUUGGCCGUGGGACCAACAACGGAAAAGAGUAAUUAAAGCUGACAGGCCAUGUCACACUUCUGCCCAGAGAGUCGUCCCCACCACACGCUCCGCUGUCCAGUUACUACUGGUAGAUCCCUGGCAGAACUUCAAGGGCUGGCUAAUGAACUCAGACGGGCAAAACGAUAGCAGACGUAAAGCUGCAGCCCAUGUGAGAAGCACUUAAAAGAAAGGACUUAACUGUGCUCUGUGAGCCUGCAAGGACUGUUUAUUAAUAGGAAAGUGUGAGUCACUUUUCCACCGAGUGGCCCAGUAGAUCUAUCAGAAUAUUUAUAUACGAUCCUCGGCAGAAAGGUUUCUUUUUACGAGUCAAGGGCUCCACUGGGACGGAAACAGAUGCAGAUGACGCUCGUUUGUAAAUACAUGCAUACAAGCUAUAUACGAUAUGGACAAAGAUAUUUUAUUUUCAUGUACCAUAGAUUUAUGUGACAGUACAUUUUUUUAAAGCAGCAAAAGAUAAAAAAAAAAAAGCUUUAAUAAACUGUGAAUAAUGUUUAAAAUGUUAACAAAUAUCAGGAACUAGUUUUAGAGUACAGAUCUUGUAAGUCGUUACUGGAAUCUCAGAUGCCCACUACAUUGACGACGCAAUGUAAUGUAAUCUUGAUAUCAAAACUACUAUUACAGGACAAAUGGUUCGUGGGGUUUGACAGUGUUCAAAGCCAGUUGUCCCAUAAUGCAGUUUUACAACAGAAAGCACUUAAAUUCUGCCCUUGGUCUUACACGGGACAGACUUCCCUUGACAAUCCCCUGUUCAGGUGGACGUGAAGCGCUUUGUGGGAAAACCUUUUUAGUUCUCUCAUUGCUUCUCAGGGUCAGCGAGAGAUGGAGAAUGAGAGUUUAAAAGCACCAUAUAAUCAGGCUACGCUUGCUUAUGUCUAUUUUACUCUGCUUUCUCUUUUUUCUGGAAUUAUCCCCCACAGAAAGCAAUUACAUCUCAUGCAUGAAAGCACUUUCUUCGAAUAAACAAAUAGCAGCAGCGCAGGUGACGUUAUCUGUUAGCGCUGAAAGUCGAAAGCGGAGUUGUUUUUUGCCUUUCUCACGUCUACGUUUUUCUCCAUCUCGACUUUUAUUCCAAGCCGUUUUCUGGUUCGUUAUUAAUAGCCUUAACCUUGGUCCCUAAAAGCUGCCGUGUACCGGCAGAAUCAAAGUCUGAAUGUGGUGUUUGAAAAUAGGUCCUUCUGAUUGAUAUUGUGCUCCAGAGAAAGUGCCAUCAGUCAUCAGAGGCAGUUAGGACCAGGCUAUGUAUUUGCUGCUUCUCUAAUCAAGACCAGUCAAAUGUAUUUGAUUUAUGGCAUCCUUACAUGGAUGAAGAGACUAGCAAACACCUUAUUUGCUUAAUUGUAACUAUGGUUCUUAUUUGUGCCUCAUUUUUACGGUUCAGAGGAGGUAUGAAUGUCUUUUUCAUUUGAAAGGUUGGGCAUGUGUUAGUCAAGUACGCGUGUUGUUUGAUGCUGGAAGGAAAGUGUUCUUAAAAGUUUGUCAUGUCUGUGUAUGUUUUUUUUUUUUUUUUUUUUUUUUUUUUAAAAUGAAACAAACCAUUAGAUGAUCUGUACUGAUCUUUUUGUAAACAAUUAUGGUUACCAAGAUAUAUAUAUAUAUAGAAAAGAUGAGGUUAGAGGCUACUUUUUUGUUGUUGUUGUUAUUGUUGUCUGCAGUUGCCCAGCCAAAUUUUUUUUUAAACUCUGUAAUUCUUUCUACCUCCCACCUUGGUUCUGGUUCUUGGUUUUUGUUUGAUAUUUUCUCUUGGUGGUAUUUUUCCACUUGUGAAAGAAAUGUCACUGCAUGUGGGCUUUUAAACCAUUGCCCGUUUUUAAUUCUUUCACCACGAUGAAUACCCUGAUGUCUCUGUGAAUGAUGUUCAUUGGAUACGUAUUGGUUCUUUCUGUUGUUUUGUUUUAUUUUUUCCCGCAUUUUUAGAGGGAGAAUAGUGAGAUCAAGAAGGGUAUGGACACUAGAGACUUCCAGUCUUUGCGAUUGGAAAAUAUUUGGCCUACUCAGUAUUUUGGAAAUUUCUUUAUAUUAUAGAAAUGUUGACACUAUUACGUAUAGUAGAACCGUCUGAAAUGUCUGAAAUAUAUAUUUUUUUCGUGUACGUUUCAUAUUGCAUUGCCCAGUCUCUCUUAAAGAGAUAUUAUCUUGUUGAUAUUCAAUAGGUUGUAUUUCUUAACAUGUUUUAUCAUUGUAUGUGUGGUCUCGAGGCUUAAAACGAUAUUCAGCCUAUUCCGGUUCGGACUGUUUUUCUAAGUCACCUAAUUUGGUUGAGGAUUUUACACAUACCCAAAGCUAAUUCAAAUGCCAAAUGAUCUUCGAAUGCACAGUGAAUCUGAAGCAACAUUAAGCAAGCUCUUUUUGAUUUGACACGAUCUUUUAAAUACAGAUCUGUGUUGAAUAUUUUUGCCUGUUUAGCGAGUUGUACAAUUUAAGUGCCCCUCAAAACAAACGUUUACUCGGAGCUUGAGUCAAGCUGAAAGCACUUUUUAGAGUAUUUUUGUCUGCAUGUUUUAGAAAUCGCAUAUAUGCUUCUAGGAAUAAUAUUAGAGCAAUCAACAAAAAGUAUAUUUUGCUAAUUGUGAUGUAGUGUAACGUGAAUGGAGGCCGGAGUCCAUCCCUUCCCCUUGGGUCACUGACUGAGACGGUGGCCUCUGCUGGUAGCAGUCAUGUGGGAUGAAUCGCUAAAGUCCUCUGCUACUCGUCCAGGGUCCGUUUGAGUGUAUCUUAUGAUGUGUAAGGUUUAACUGGCUUAUUAGAAAACAGUGUAUAGCCGAGUAGAAGCGUUAUAGAGUUCACUGUUUGCAUGAUUCUGUUCAACCUUUUUCUUUUCGUUUCUUUCUUUAUGACAUUCCCCCUCUCGGAACAAUCGUCCUCCAUGCUUAAUGUGCAAUACUGCUGAAUUUGGAUUCUGUGAGGUAGCUGCUAGUGAGGGAAGGAACGUGUUCAUGAAUGUGGGAGAUGAGAGAGAGAAAGUUAGUGUGGACUGGAGGCUGGUCCUUCACUGGUCUUCAUCUGCUGUUCCUUCAGCAUUGAUAUGGUCCUGUUACAAAAUAAAAAUAAUAAUAAAAAUUUAAAAAGCUAUAGUUUUGAAAUUAUUUGAAAUUUUAAAGCAUCAAGGUUUUGUAAAUGAUCCUUUAUGAGAGGGGGAGAUGAGUAUGGAUAUACUUUGUACACACAUUUAAUCUUGUAAAAAGCAAAAUUACAAAAUAAAUUUUUUUAAACA